UGUGUGCCGAAAGAGUUGCGCUAAGCAUGUCCGUCGGAAAAUUUCUCAAGAAAAGUAGUGGAAACCUGCAAACGUCUUGUUAAUCCGCGUUCAGUGAUCGUGGUGAGGAGGUCGCGUUUGCGUUCAGCUGUUCAUUCAAGUGCCAUUUGCUGUUGCCAGUAGAUAGAAUCGAGAUCUGCAAAAGGACUUUGGUGAAUUUGAGUGAUCCAGUGUUUCCGUAUCAGUGUUUGGUGCGAAUAUGUGGUUAAAAUUGUUCAUCGGAUGUUGUGUGAUAGGAAGCAUAUUAGCGGAGAAGAAUGUUACCAAAGAGGUAACCGCCAAAGAGAAACGCCAAACCGAUCGUGAAACACGCAUAUUGCCACAGGUGGCCAGUCGGCGGCAGCAACAGCAACAACAGCAGCAGCAGCAACACCAACAAGGCGGAUACUUCCCUGACCCAGAGGCUGCGGCGCACUUCUACGGCCAACAGACAGGAGGUCAAUUACUAUUCAGACCCUAUCAGGGGAAGGCAAGCCAAGAACAAGCCCAAGACCUACCUCCUGAGUAUAUAAGUUUACUACAGCAAUUAGCCGAUCAUCAGAAACACCCAUCGCCUUCGAAGCAUUCAAAACACCCUUCACACGAGGCUCAGAACUCCCAGCUGGAACAAUAUUAUCAUCAACAACAGCAACAGCAUCAACAGCAACAGCAACAGCAUCAACAGCAGCAGCAACAACAUCAGCACCAGUUCCAUCAACCACCACAGCAGCAGCACCAUCCAUCACAACAGCAUAAUCAGAUUCAGUACAUAACAGAGGAAGAAUAUGCACAAAUACUGAAGCAAGCUCAAGUUCAUAAUAAUCAGAUUGCUGCUCAGCAACAGUAUGCACGGCCAGCCGGAAAGCAAGAUUUACCAAAGUAUCGUCCAUCGAUUCAAUUGCUAGAAACUGGCCAAGAGCAUGGAUCAUCGUAUGCGCAGCCUGAUCCGGAGCAGCAAUUCCGUGUCCAAUAUAAAAGUAUACAUUCGGCUGGAUCAGUCACACCCGUACCGAAACCAAUUAGCUCUUUUUCAUUCGAAAAAGAACUAGCUAAAUUGGUGGAAUCAAACCGUCCGCUUGCCUAUCACCCAGGUAAUGCGCACAGACAAAGUGACCGUGGGCCACAGGAAAAUCCGCGGUACGUGGCAAAUCCCCAGUCCCAAGAGUAUACGUAUGUCACGGCUAACGGGCAUGAACAUAUUCCCAAGCAAUCAAUCAAGGCCCAAUAUAUUGCCCCAUUCGCCCAGGGACCUAAGAUUAGCGCUGCACAUUUGCAGGUAGGACCUCAUAAAUUUGCCGAAUCUCCUGCCCAAAAGUAUCAAUUGAUCGCACAGGAAGCACCAUCCAAAGCGCAAAAUUCCCAGCAAUAUUACGCUGAAGUAUCUCCAAAAUAUGUUUCUCCAUCCGGAGAAAAGCAACAUCCUGGAUCACCUUCUCCCAAAAUUCAAUAUUAUGUCCCAAAAGAAAAGAAUCUCCAACUCUACUACUCUCAGCAAGUACAGGAAAAACAGCAGAUUGAUCAACACGCUUCGUCGCAUCCGAUGAAGCUAGUCGAACCUCCCCAGUUGCAGCACGAAAAGCCGCACAAGCAAAUUCAAACGCAUCGACCAAAGGCCCAGUACAUCGCUAGGGAUAAACAAGCCGAUCAAAGCCAACAAAAUGUUCAGAAAUCGAAAGAUUCCACCGACAAUCCAUCGCGAUCGGCUAUUUAUGUUUCCCAGCAGACGGGAGUUUCACCUUCGCCACCAUCUGCGCAGCACACGGGUGCGGAGAAGCCGCAGGCUCAGCAUCACAAAAUCCCUCCCAAGAUCGAUCGCCCUUUGACACCGGAAGAAUUUCAAGCCUUGGUCGAUGCUGGUUAUUCGGUAGUACCGGUACCUGUGCCUGUCCCAGUUCCCCAAUAUCAUCACCCUCAGCAAGGGGCACCGUCUGCUGCUUCUGCACGCCAUGGGCCAGUGGCUCAGGCUAGCCGCUAUCAUCAGCACCAAGUUGCGGCGGAAAAUAAUCCCAGCCAAGUGAUCACCUACCUACGCCCGCUUCAUAUUGAUCCAUUCUCAGCCGGUAUAAGGGGUCCCAACAAGGCUGCUCCUUGAGUGUGAUGAUAGAACAAUAAGUAUUAUAUUGACUAGGGUUAAUGCUAACGAUUAAGAUAUUAGUGUAAUUGAUGAAUAUUUUUGUCUUUACACUAUCUGCCACGAUACAAGAUUAAUUGUGAAACGAUUUGAAGUUUUCUGAGUCACAAUAGAAUUGUUAUGUCUAAUUUAUAAAGAUUCCAGUAUACUGUUGUUAAUUGGAGAAGAAAAUAUAUUUUAAACAAAAACGUGAAAA
Malaya genurostris is the source of this 2345-nucleotide messenger RNA. Its product is annotated as transcription factor SPT20 homolog. The transcript has 4 exons. The coding region runs from base 239 to 2110 and encodes 623 amino acids. The record is from RefSeq and is a predicted model, not a curated record. Lineage: Eukaryota; Metazoa; Arthropoda; Insecta; Diptera; Culicidae.